GAUAUGUAGAAUCCUUGAGACGACAUUUAAAAUGAUUUAAGGUUAGGGUUUAGUGUAAGGACGUCCCAACGAUCCAUGUUAGCACUAAGCAUGAACAUGGUGGGUGUGUCCUAACCAACCGUUCUAGGUUUUCUUAGCUAGGUAGCCUUUUAAAAUGCCCGAACUCAAAACGCUUCUUUUUCCAAGAUGGCGUCGAUGAAGGAUAGCGACACCGGCCUGUGGCUCCAUAAUAAACUAGGAUCAACAGACGAACUUUGGGCGCCUUCUAGUAUUGCUUCACUCCUCACCGUUUCAGUUAUCGACAAUAUACGGUUGUGUUUUUCGAGUUUGUCGCCUCCAGUAAAGCUAAAAAUCUUGCUCGGGAUGCUGCAUCUUCCGAGGCGGACUGUUGAUGAGAUGAAAGAGGCUCUAUCAGAGAUCAUCCAGCUGGCCACGGUGGACUCUGAGCCCUGGGUACUGAUGGUGGCAGAUAUCCUUAAGUCUUUCCCAGAGACGGGCUCUCUCAACCUGGACCUGGAGGAGCAGAACCCUAACGUACAGGACAUCUUGGGCGAGCUCCGGGAGAAAGUGAGUGAGUGUGAGGCGUCAGCCAUGCUCCCUCUGGAGUGCCAGUACCUGAACAAAAGCGCCCUGACCACCCUGGUGGGCCCACUCACGCCCCCCGUCAAACACUUCCAGCUCAAGAGGAAGCCCAAGAGCGCCACCCUCCGGGCAGAACUGCUGCAGAAAUCCACAGAGACGGCUCAACAGCUGAAGAAGACCGCGGGAGUGCCUUUCCAUGCAAAAGGAAGAGGCCUGGUCAAGAAGAUUGACACCACCACACCUCUCAAGGGGAUCCCCAAAGCCCCGUUCCGCAGCCCCACCACCCCCAGUAUGUUCAGCCCGCCGAGCAACCGCACACCCAUUGCCCCAGCACGGACGCCCCUGCGCAAGGAGAGGGGAGUCAAGUUGUUAGACAUCUCAGAGCUCGAUAUGGUGGGAGCUGGUAGAGAGGCAAAGAGGAGAAGAAAGACUUUGGAAACAGAGGUUGGGGAGAAAGCUGCCAAAGAGGAGCCUGUGGUGGAGAAUGCUACACCAGACUAUGCUGCUGGACUGGUGUCCACACAGAAACUGGGUGCGUUGAACAACGAGAGCGCCCUGCCGUCUACGAGUUACAUGCCUGCUACUCCCAGUAUGGUCCCCUCCUCCUACAUUCCUAGUUCAGAGACACAGCCAGCGAAUGCGGGCGGUUCAGGGCGUGACGUCCUACAGUCGAGUCGACAGACUGAGGAGUCGGCCACGCCCAGCGCUGCCACCACCACCCUCCCCGGCCAGUUCAAACAAAGGACGCCCAUGUACAACGCCGGCAACACGGCCGCCAGCCCCACCGCCCCCGCCUCCCCCAGCACCCCCGCCAGUAGCAACGGCCCCCAGGCUGCCGCCAUUGCCACGCAGCCCGAGACCCCAGCCACACAGCCCCCCGCUACCCCCCAGACCAGCACACCCCAGCCCAAAAAGAACCUCUCGCUCACUAGAGAACAGAUGUAUGCUGCUCAGGAAAUGUUCAAGACCGCUAACAAGGUCACCAGACCAGAGAAAGCUCUCAUCCUGGGCUUCAUGGCCGGAUCCAGAGAGAACCCGUGUCCGGAGCAGGGGGACAUCAUCCAGAUCAAGCUAAGCGAGCACACCGAGAUCCUGCCCAAGGCGGACGGCACGGGCAGCACCACCAUGCUGGUGGACACGGUGUUUGAGAUGAACUACUCCACAGGACAGUGGACCCGCCUCAAGAAGUACAAACCAAUCACCAACACCUCCUGAGGUGGCUGCUGGCCUGCCUGCCGUGACGAAACACACACGUAUACAUACACACGCCAAAUCCUACUCGGGUGGCCAGGGACUUGUCAUACUCACACACAUGGGCCAAAUCCAGCCCGUGAGAGGGGCUGGGGAGUGGGGGAACAGAUCCCUCUUUCUCAAAGUUUCUUCAUUGCCAAAAGGCAAGGACCCUCAAGACUCGUUUCCGUUGGUUCGUUUUUCUUUUCAGUUAUGUCCCCUCAGAUUCCUGAACAUUUGUGUGUUAGAGUCCUUAUACCUUAUUUUCAUAAGAUACCUGUCAAGACCUGCUUUACUAUGAAAAGGUGCAAGCAUGCCAUAAAAUAUUACAACUGUCUGUGUUUUUCACUGUGAGAAUGACGUUUACUGUAUUCUUCCUACUUCGUUUGAGAACAUGUAAGAAACUAAAGAACCCAAACCAUCGGUGAACAUGUGACAGAGAGGGAUGAUGGGUUUCCUUUUUGCUGUGAAAUUCUGUUUUGAAAAGUUCCGGAGAAUGUUUCGUUUUUUUCCAUCCUUACCAAGGGAAGAAAAAUAAAGCGAAAAAUGUUCAGA
Molecule: messenger RNA, 2367 nt
Organism: Salvelinus fontinalis (brook trout)
Lineage: Eukaryota; Metazoa; Chordata; Actinopteri; Salmoniformes; Salmonidae
Product: negative elongation factor A-like
Exons: 11
Coding region: 187-1797 (536 amino acids)
Biological process (GO): negative regulation of transcription elongation by RNA polymerase II
Cellular component (GO): NELF complex
Source: RefSeq, a predicted model, not a curated record